Nilaparvata lugens (brown planthopper) is the source of this 681-nucleotide messenger RNA. RefSeq names its product opsin, ultraviolet-sensitive-like. Gene Ontology annotation, biological process: G protein-coupled receptor signaling pathway; visual perception. The record is from RefSeq and is a predicted model, not a curated record. Gene Ontology annotation, cellular component: membrane. Lineage: Eukaryota; Metazoa; Arthropoda; Insecta; Hemiptera; Delphacidae. Gene Ontology annotation, molecular function: G protein-coupled receptor activity.
AGAGCUAAGAGCCUGCGCACACCGUCGAACAUGUUCGUGGUGAACCUGGCGCUGUGUGAUUUCAUGAUGAUGGUGAAGACGCCGAUCUUCAUCUACAACUCGUUUACUGGCUUCGCAACGGGCCACCUCGGCUGUCAGAUCUUCGCUACCAUUGGAUCGUUUUCUGGAAUCGGUGCCAGUGCUACCAAUGCCGCCAUUGCUUAUGACCGUUACAAUGUGAUCGCUAAGCCUUUGGAUGGAAGAAUGAGCAAGGGAAAGGCUUUUCUCAUCAUACUACUGAUCUGGGCCUAUGUCACUCCGUGGUCACUGAUGCCCCUCUACGGAGUCUGGAGUAGAUUUGUGCCAGAGGGCUACCUGACCAGCUGCUCUUUCGACUACUUGACCAAAAGCGAAAGUAUCCAGUAUUGGGUUGGGACCAUGUUCGUGAUUUGCUACUGCAUCCCGAUGUCACUAAUCAUCUAUUACUACUCUCAAAUCGUCAGUCAUGUCAACCACGAGAAGGCUCUACGGGAACAAGCGAAAAAGAUGAACGUGGACUCUCUACGCAGUAACCAGGCUCAACAGAAUCAGUCAGCAGAAGUUCGAAUCGCCAAGGUUGCAAUCACCAUCUGUUUCCUGUUUGUUGCUUCAUGGACUCCCUAUGCUGUGGUCGCAAUGAUCGGUGCUUUUGGAAAUCAGUAA